AUGAGAUUGCAAUAUCCUUCAACACAGUCAAUUUGGUUCACUAGAUUCUUUACAUCCACCACUUCAUCUGAUUACUCCUCUCGGGCGUCUGAAUCUACAGCCAAACGUGCUCAUCUCUGCGCUGCACUCAAAUCAGAUAAGAACGAAGAUCUCAAUCUGAUAUCAAGCAUACAGGAAUAUCUACCCCAUCUACUGGCACUCGAAAAGUCAGCAUUGAACGACUCCAUAGUCACAAUCGCAGACGAUUUCUUCCUCUGGACUGUCCCCUCACAGCUCUCACCCAAAGGCAAAUCAACCUCGUCUAGCAGCCUUACAUUCGAGGUAGUACAUGUUUUGCACGUCCAUGCACUUGCAUUAUUCAACCACGCCCAGGGCUUGGCAGACAAGGUCGGCUCAUAUGAUUCGAACCCUCUUUUACCAGACAGUAACAGAAAAGAAUGUGAGGAUAUUCUCCAAUCAGCCGUAUCAGCUCUGAACCUCGCGGCUGGUAUGUUCAAGUAUAUUUCUGACACCGCGAUCGACAAUUAUGAGGGCGCUAGAGAUGCAGACACUCCAAUUCUCAAUAGAGAGUACAACAUUGGUCUUUCUAAGCUUAGUUUGGCAGUUUCACAAUCUCUAGCAAUCAGGAAACUAAUGUCACCUCAUCAUGCUUACACUUUACAGAACCCUGGUCCACCAUUGCCAAAAGCUCAUCCUUCACCGCAAAUUCUACUCAAAUUGCAUCUGGAUACAUCCUCACUGUAUAACUCUUCACGGAUGAUGUUAAAAAGUUCUAUCAAAUCAACUCUUCGCGUUCAGCACGUCGACUUACCUGCUGAAUUAAAAGCACAUACAAAGAGAAGGGAGAAAUUCCACGCUGGUGUCGCCAAAAAGUGGCUCGGUGUCGACGCUGCUAACAGCGGUCACACGGGUUUAGCAAUCGCCUGGCUAAAAGCAGCCUCAGAGGAGCUAGCUGAGAGUGUGACUUCAAGUUCCUCUGAAAAACUCAAAAUAUUAAGCAAGAGCAUUAGAAAGGCACGCGAUGAACGCAAAAAUGAACUUGACGUUGAGUUGAGCUCUAUAGACACAUACUUCAAAGCAUACAAGCAACUCAACGACACGGUACACUUCCAAGAUAUACCCCCAUCUCAGUCACUUUUGUCACAAAUACCUAGCGGAAGAUCACUUGUCGCAGCUACACCCUACACUCCGCCACCAGUCGCCUGGGUAUUACAAGACACACCUGAAGAAAAGGAGAAUACUUCAGAUGCUACAACAAGAUCUACAAACACUCAAUAUGCAUUACAAGGAAAGUACUUUUAA
This is a messenger RNA of Wallemia mellicola CBS 633.66, 1302 nucleotides long. RefSeq lists its product as hypothetical. NCBI's taxonomy places the organism in Eukaryota, Fungi, Basidiomycota, Wallemiomycetes, Wallemiales, Wallemiaceae. Gene Ontology annotation, cellular component: plasma membrane. Bases 1 to 1302 code for a protein of 433 amino acids. Gene Ontology annotation, biological process: cellular response to pH. The record is from RefSeq and is a predicted model, not a curated record. The transcript is spliced from 2 exons.